AUGGCGGAUCCGCCGCCCGUGGCCGCCUCCGCGUCGCCGGCGCAGCCCGACCAGCUCACCGCCGCGGCCUCCGUCUCCACCCCGCAGAACCCCAACCCCAACCCCCUCCUCUCCCCCCAAAUCCCCCCGUCCCCGACCGUCUCCGACCUCUCCGCGCACAUCUCGUCCCCGCAGCAGCUCGACCCGGCGGCCGCGGCCGCCUCGGGGGGCGGAGGAUCCAUGGACUACCCGCCGCGGCCGCCCCAGCUGCAGGCGCCGUCGCCCACGCAGGCGGGGGCCGGCGCUGGGGGGUUCGGCCAGAUCCACCGCUCGGGGUCGACCUCCCGCCUCUCCACCGCCAGCCAGCUCCCGCAGUACGCCGCCAUGGCGGCUAGGAUGUACGGCGCUCAGAUGAGCUUCUCGGGCGGCGGAGGACUGGUGGGCCAGCAGCAACAGCAGCAGCUGGCGGGGCGUGCGCCCAUGCUUGGGCAGGGGCAGCUGGGGAUGCUGCAAGGCCAGGGAAACGCGGCAUCCGCGGCACAUUUUGGGCUCCAGUCACAGAUGAUGGCGCAGGCAAGGCAAAAGGGCAUGGUACAAGGUACACAAUUGAAUAAUGCUAAUACAGCUCAAGUGCUGCAAGGGAUGCAGCCCAUGGGAGUCAUGGGUACUAUGGGGAUGAGUCAGAUGAGACCAAAUGGAACUAUCCCCUAUGGUGCCCAACAACGGUUUGCCCAUGCACAAAUGAGACCUCAAGCAUCUCAACAAGCUGCACUAUCUCCUCAGAAAGUAGCUGGUCAAGGCUUGUCGAGAACAGCGUCAAUUACAGCAUUAAAUUCACAACUGCCUGGAUCAUCGCAAAAUGGACAGAUGGUGGCAAUGUCCAUGCCUCAGCAACAGCAACAGCAGCAGUGGUUGAAGCAAAUGCAAUCAUCCAUGAGCUCACCAGUUUCUCCACAGCAACAAUUUCAGCACCAACAAAGACUCAUGUUAAUGCAGCAACUUCAGCAGAAAACGGGAUUGAGCCAACAGCAACUUGCACAAGUCCAACAGCAGCAUCCACAUCUCAAUGCCCAACAACUGAUUCAGCAGCAACAUUUUCUCCAGCAGUUUCAGCAGCAGCAGCAGUCACUACAAUCUCCAAGGGUUUCAGCGUCUGGUUCGCAGAAGUCUGCGAACCAUACAGGAUCACAGCCAGGUACACCUUUGUCCGGUGGAACUAUGACUGGUGGAAGUGCAAGCCAGGGAGCUGAAGGAACUAGCCAACUUCUUGGGAAAAGGAAGAUACAAGAUCUGGUUGCACAGAUAGAUCCCCUAGGCAGGCUUGACCCUGAGGUGGAAGAUCUACUUUUAGAAAUGGCUGAUGACUUCAUUGACUCGGUGACUGCAUUUGCGUGCACCUUAGCAAAACAUAGGAAAUCAUCGGUUGUGGAAGCAAAGGAUGUGUUGCUGCACUUAGAACAAAAUUGGCAUUUGUCUGUUCCUGGAUUCUCAAGGGAGGAUAAGAAUCCUCAAAGAAACUCUGUAAAGCCAUCAGUAGAUCCGCAACAACCAGAAAGUGAUGCUGCUGGUGUUAGAGGCCCAGGCAAUAAGCUUAUUGCUAAUAACUCGGUUGGCAACCAUCAAAUAAGACCUCCGAUUGCGGAGCCUUCAGCAAUGCCAACAAUGGGACCCCUGUCGAAGGCUCCCCGCUUUUAGGUGUUAAUGCUGCUCUCCCAUCGAAGGAAAAUUUCCUUUUUCAGGACAAUCUACAUGGAAACAGCCGUAGGCUCUAACACAAGGAUUGCUAGCAAAUGGAAGCACAAAUAAAUCCACGAGCAUCUGUGGCAAACCACAGAUGCCUGUGUACUUACAGGAAAGCAGUUGCUGACUGACCGAUCGUCUCCGACGGACCCUCUACCUGGGUCGACUGUGACUUUGUUCCUUUUCUUUUUCUUUUUUGUGCCUGUAAAUGCCCCCGUCCGUUGUAUAUAAAUGUUUUUGCUACGGGGCAUUAUCGUCUCCAGUUUUGACGUUGCUAUGUAGGUGAACAUAUAUUUGAGUGAGCACAACUUAAAAUCAGUGACGUGUAUUCGAUUUCAUUUUUUGUUA
Messenger RNA from Setaria italica (foxtail millet), 2067 nucleotides. RefSeq names its product transcription initiation factor TFIID subunit 12b. The record is from RefSeq and is a predicted model, not a curated record. Gene Ontology annotation, biological process: DNA-templated transcription initiation; RNA polymerase II preinitiation complex assembly. The transcript has 8 exons. Bases 1 to 1674 code for a protein of 557 amino acids. Gene Ontology annotation, cellular component: SLIK (SAGA-like) complex; SAGA complex; transcription factor TFIID complex. Gene Ontology annotation, molecular function: DNA binding; TBP-class protein binding; protein heterodimerization activity. NCBI's taxonomy places the organism in Eukaryota, Viridiplantae, Streptophyta, Magnoliopsida, Poales, Poaceae.